CUGCACUUUUCUUUGAAAAUAGAUGUUCUAGUAUAACAUCUUUAAAAUUUUGAAAACUGCAAGAAAAACGUACGUUCUAUACUUUUAAACAAAAUUGGUGUUAGGUGGGAUGAGCUUGAUCUCCUAUAAUGCAGGAUGCAAGAAAUAGACUUCCAAAUACUUGCACAAAAGAUGGAUCUUUUGACAGGCAUGGGAAACCAGCGAUUAAGGAAAAAACUGGUGGAUGGAGAUCAGGGAUGCUUUUGCUAGUCAAUGAAGGACUUGCUGCAGUUGCAUUUACUGGGGUGGAAGUAAACAUGGUUCUUUUUGCAAAGUCAGUCCUCAGGCAAUCAAAUGCAGAUGCAGCCAAUACGUUCAGUCGGUGGAUGGGAACCCUCAACAUUUGUGCUCUUAUAGGUGCAUUUCUCAGUGACUCCUAUAUGGGCAGAUAUGUCACUUGUGUUGUUUUCCAGACCAUAAUGGUGCUUGGUUUGAUUAUAUUAACUCUUUCAACGCGCAUAUUUAUGAUUGAACCAAAAGGAUGUGGGAGAAUAGGAGAACACUGCGAUAUUAAGUCACCACUUGAAACUGCAAUAUUCUAUAUAUCAAUCUACUUAGUAGCUCUUGGUAGUGGUGGAAUGGAACCAGCACUUGGUACAUUCGGUGCAGACCAAUUUGAUGAGGAGGAUACAGAAGAAAAGCGAUCAAAAACUGCAUUUUUUGGCUAUUACUAUGUCGCUUUGAAUCUUGGAUCGUUGAUUGCUGAAACAGUCUUGGUUUAUAUAGAAAAUCUGGGGAUGUGGGAGCUGGCCUUUUGGAUUUCAACAUCUGGUGGUUUUUUUGCUUUGAUUUUGCUGUUAUGUGGGAAUUGUAGAUAUAGGCACUUUAAGCCUGCUGGCAAUCCCGUUUCAAGGUUCUUUCAGGUAUUUGUGGCUUCUACAAGAAAAAUGAAACUCGAAGUUCCCUCAAAUGGGAAGGGGCUCCAUGAACUUCAGGAGAAAGAUGAAAAAGACAGUACCAGAAAUAUAGUACAUACAGAUGAUUUCAAGUUUCUUGAUCGGGCAGCUUUUGUGACAGCACCAGACAUGAUAACCAUAUUACCUGGCAAAAGCCAAGCUCCAAAUCCGUGGCGUCUCUGCACUGUUUCUCAAGUUGAAGAAGUAAAAUGUGUGCUGAGGCUAUUGCCAAUAUGGUUUUGCACCAUUGUUGCCUCCAUAGUCUUUGUACAAGUUCUUUCUCUCUUUGUUGAGCAAGGAGCUGCAAUGGAAUCAGUAAUCUUGGGAUUUCACAUCCCUCCAGCCAGCAUGACUGCCUUUGACAUUAUAAGCACAUCUACAUUCAUCAUUUGCUAUGAGAAGUUUAUUGUUCCUUUUUAUGUGAAACUGACUAAAAGGAAGCCAAAGACUCUAAGUGAAUUACAAAGAAUAGGAAUUGGACUGGUGAUUUCGAUUGUAGCCAUGAUAAUUGCAGGCUUUGUCGAGCUGCACAGACUAAGACAUGCAAUCCAAAAAGGUCAAGAAACUAGUUCCCUCAGUAUUUUCUGGCAGACUCCUCAGUAUGUAUUAGUAGGAGUAGCCGAAGCAUUUGUAAUUGUUGCCCAGUGGGAGUUCUUCGCUUCACAAACACCAGAUAGAUUGAAGAGCUUGGGGCUUGGUUUAUCGAUGUCUUCUUCUGCGUUAGGUAGUUACUUAUGCAGCAUAGCGCUGACAGUGGUGAUGACUAUCACAUCGAGGCAUGGGAAGCCAGGAUGGGUUCCUGCAAAUUUAAAUGAUGGCCAUUUGGACAGGUUUUUCUUCCUUUCAGCAGCUCUCAUUGCACUUGAUCUGGCAAUGUUUGUCGUGGUGGCUAAGAGGUACAAGUGCAUAACAUUAGAGAAGCGAGAGGGGGGAGCAGAAGCAGGUGCCAUACCUUGAACUAAUCAAAUUGCUUCUCAUGUCUAUCUCUAUCUGGAUCACAAGUACUUGAAUGAGCAUUUUUGUAGCAAGAUCAGUAGACAUGGAUUGUAGAAGUGAUGUAAAACGCAAAUAUGACAACUUCAUGACGAAAUAUAGUAU
This is a messenger RNA of Coffea eugenioides, 2033 nucleotides long. RefSeq names its product protein NRT1/ PTR FAMILY 7.3-like. The record is from RefSeq and is a predicted model, not a curated record. NCBI's taxonomy places the organism in Eukaryota, Viridiplantae, Streptophyta, Magnoliopsida, Gentianales, Rubiaceae. Gene Ontology annotation, molecular function: transmembrane transporter activity. Gene Ontology annotation, biological process: transmembrane transport. Bases 129 to 1892 code for a protein of 587 amino acids. The transcript has 4 exons. Gene Ontology annotation, cellular component: membrane.